Kickxella alabastrina is the source of this 1488-nucleotide messenger RNA. Its product is annotated as 26S protease regulatory subunit 6A-like protein. Gene Ontology annotation, molecular function: ATP hydrolysis activity; ATP binding; proteasome-activating activity. The record is from RefSeq and is a predicted model, not a curated record. Gene Ontology annotation, biological process: proteasome-mediated ubiquitin-dependent protein catabolic process. The transcript has a single exon. NCBI's taxonomy places the organism in Eukaryota, Fungi, Kickxellomycota, Kickxellomycetes, Kickxellales, Kickxellaceae. Bases 99 to 1409 code for a protein of 436 amino acids. Gene Ontology annotation, cellular component: proteasome regulatory particle, base subcomplex.
UUUUUUCUUUUUCUAAAUUCUGGCAAAGUGUAAAAACAAAAUUACCAAUCUGCAGACUCUAACCCUUUUCAAUAUUUAUAUAAACGACUUGUAAAACAAUGGACUCUCUUGCACAAGCAGCGGCAGCAACCGCCGACGACUUUAACGAUUUGGAUGUGGAAAUCAAGCGGUCGAGCAAUGAAGAAAUCAACAGCCGCACCCGGCUGAUUGAGAACGAAAUUCGCGUACUGCGGAGCGACCACCAGCGACUGACGCACGAGCAGAACAUGAUGAUGGUGAAAAUCAAGGAGAACACAGACAAGAUCAACAUCAACAAGCAGCUGCCGUACCUGGUAUCCAAUGUAGUCGAGAUUCUGGAUGUCAGCCCGGAUGGAGACGAAGACACCAAUGAGGAGAGCGAGAAGGGGGCCAGCGGUAGUGCGGAUGCGGAGCCGAAGCACAAGGGCAAGUGUGCGGUUAUCAGGACAUCGACCCGGCAGACCGUUUUCUUGCCUAUCAUCGGUCUGGUGCCGACGAGCGAGCUGACCGCUGGAGACCUGAUUGGCGUACACAAAGACAGUUACUUGAUCCUUGAGAAGCUUCCUACCGAGUACGACUCGCGAGUGAAGGUCAUGGAGGUGGACGAGAAGCCGACAGAAGACUACAGUGAUAUCGGUGGCUUGGACAAGCAGGUGGAGGAGCUCGUCGAGGCUAUUGUAUUGCCGAUGACGCACGCCGAGCGGUUUAAGAACCUGGGAAUUAAGCCUCCCAAGGGUGUACUGAUGUAUGGCCCGCCGGGAACCGGAAAGACGCUGUUGGCCCGCGCGUGUGCGGCGCAGACGCAGUCGACAUACCUGAAGCUCGCGGGCCCGCAACUCGUGCAGAUGUUUAUCGGUGACGGGUCCAAAAUGGUCCGCGACGCGUUUGCACUGGCCAAGGAGAAGGCGCCGACGAUUAUUUUCAUUGAUGAGCUGGAUGCCGUCGGUACCAAGCGUUUCGACAGCGAGAAGAGCGGUGAUCGUGAGGUGCAGCGGACCAUGCUGGAGCUGCUCAACCAGCUCGAUGGGUUUGGAAGCGACGACCGCAUCAAGGUCAUUGCGGCGACUAACCGCAUUGAUAUCCUGGAUCCGGCGCUGCUGCGCUCAGGCCGUCUGGACAGAAAGAUCGAGUUCCCGUUGCCCAACGAGGAGGCCAGGUCGCGGAUUAUCCAGAUCCAUUCGCGCAAGAUGAACGUCUCAUCCGACGUCAACUACGAUGAGCUGGCCAGGUCCUGUGAUGAGUUCAAUGGCGCGCAGUGCAAGGCCAUCUGUGUUGAGGCCGGUAUGAUUGCGCUGAGACGCGGCGCAACAAAGCUGUCGCACGAGGACUUUAUGGAGGGCAUCCAGGAGGUCCAGGCGAAGAAGAAGACAUCGCUGCAGUACUUUGCGUAGAGUGAAAAAAUGGCAUUUAUAUUCUCUCUUCCUUCCUUCCUUCCUUCAUUACAUUGCUUUUUUACCUAUAAAUCUUACU